This is a messenger RNA of Lytechinus variegatus (green sea urchin), 1616 nucleotides long. RefSeq names its product ribonucleoside-diphosphate reductase subunit M2 B-like. The record is from RefSeq and is a predicted model, not a curated record. Gene Ontology annotation, cellular component: cytosol. NCBI's taxonomy places the organism in Eukaryota, Metazoa, Echinodermata, Echinoidea, Temnopleuroida, Toxopneustidae. Gene Ontology annotation, biological process: deoxyribonucleotide biosynthetic process. Gene Ontology annotation, molecular function: ribonucleoside-diphosphate reductase activity, thioredoxin disulfide as acceptor.
UUCUCGCGCUCUAGCUAUUCCCUCGCAAAACCUCGCAGCUGAAGGACGUCCCUCGCCUCCUCUCCCAACCAGACCCUUCCAGUUUUUUUAGGCAAAAGUUUUGAAGUUUUCCUGUUUGUUUCAACAUUCUUCACUAGUUUGUCUAAAUCUACAACAAUCAUGCUCUCUGCUCACUCUCCAAACACCACCAACAACGUGAGGAACUUGACCACAAAGAUGCAAAAUACCGCGAUUGACGACAAAGAAAAUGGGGAUGUAUUCACCCAAAAGAACUCCACACUCAAACCAAGAGCUAUCCUCGGAGAGGUCCAGAAUUUACUGCAAGUGGAAAUCCCCUAUUCACAAAAAUUGAAAGAACAUGCAAAGUCAAAACUUGUCAAACAAGAGAACACAGGCAAAAGAGUAGUCUCCAAUAAGCGAGAGGAAGAACCUCUUCUAAGGGAGAACUCCCGACGCUUUGUCAUCUUCCCCAUCCAAUAUCAUGACAUCUGGCAAUUCUACAAGAAGGCGGAGGCAUCCUUCUGGACGGCCGAGGAGGUCGAUCUUUCCAAAGACUUGGACCAUUGGGCCAAGCUCACAGACAAUGAGAGGCACUUCAUCUCGCAUGUUCUUGCUUUCUUCGCUGCAAGCGAUGGUAUUGUCAAUGAGAACUUGGUUGAAAGGUUUAGCCAAGAAGUGCAGAUUGCAGAGGCGAGGUGUUUCUACGGGUUCCAGAUUGCAAUUGAAAACAUCCACUCAGAAAUGUAUUCAUUACUCAUCGACACAUACAUCAAAGAUUCAGCUCAGAGAGAUUACCUCUUCAAUGCCGUUGAGACCAUGCCGUGUGUCACCAAGAAAGCGCAAUGGGCGCUGGACUGGAUCAGUAGCGACAGCGCAGACUUUGGUACAAGGGUCGUUGCUUUCGCAGCAGUAGAGGGCAUCUUCUUCUCGGGUUCCUUUGCCGCAAUCUUCUGGCUCAAGAAACGAGGUCUGAUGCCAGGGCUUACCUUCUCAAAUGAACUCAUCAGCAGAGACGAGGGUCUUCACUGCGACUUUGCAUGUCUGAUGUUCAAGCAUCUCAACAACAAGCCAUCGGAAGCUCAUGUCCAGGGGAUCAUCAGGGAAGCGGUUAAGAUCGAACAGGAGUUCCUGACGGACGCUCUACCCUGCUCUCUCAUCGGUAUGAAUGCCGGCCUCAUGAAGACCUACAUCGAGUUUGUAGCCGACAGGUUGCUUGUUGAGCUUGACUGUAAAAAGAUCUGGAAUGUCGAGAACCCAUUCGACUUCAUGGAAAACAUCUCGCUGGAAGGAAAGACAAACUUCUUUGAGAAGAAGGUCGGUGAAUACCAGCUGAUGGGAGUUAUGAGCUCCACGAAGUCGAAGGAAAAGCAACACAAGUUCAGCUUGGACGAGGCCUUCUAGAAGGCAUUCUCAGGGAACUGAUGUAUUAAUAGACACUGAAAUUGGACACUUCUCAAUUGCUCGGCUUGAUGCAACCCAUGCGCAGCGACCUUGUGCCUUGCUCAGAACUCAUCUAUGCAGAAGAAGCUGCGGUUGGUGUGUGUCCUUGGCUGCAAGAUCAGCUAUCUAUAUUCUCCAGUCUGAACUGAAAGCGGGCAAGUCGGAAAGAAUUCAUG